AUGCGCUUCUCUUCCGCCGCUGGCCUCAUGGCCCUUGCUACGUCGACCGUAGCCCACCCCAACUCCGCCACCUCCGAUCUCGACGGCUCCCGUCAAUCCGGCUGGAACCCUCCCUCCAACCUCGCCACACCCCUCAAAGAAGUCUGGGACCACGAAGUCAAGACUUACAGCGACGCGCUCGGCUUCAAGAACUACGGCUGGGAUCAAGUCAUUGCCGGAAAGGGCAAGCUUAAUGUCUGCGUUCGCUGGGAGUCUAGCGCUUCUGUGACUGCUGAACAGCGCACCAAGGUUGCUGCGGCUCUCCAGGAAUCGUAUAGUGCUUGGAUGAAGUGGGUUUCCGGUUAUGAUAACUUUCCUUACGAGGAAGUCAAGAUCAAUGUCGUUGGAUGGGCUGUCAAGAACAAGAGUCUUCUCCAGGGUUCUACUGAAGGUCUUGAUAUCUACACUGACACCGACGCUGAGGGUAUUCCUCAGUGCUCUGAGAAGUGCGGCCGUUUCUUCCACCAGGACGGUGACUACAGCAGCUGCCCGGGAGGCGCUGAGCGACACUACGAUAACUCCCUCUGGCUGACUGAUGGUAUGCAGGGCGGAGCCGGUGGUGACUGGGGACAGCGUAUCGGCCGGGAGUACUUUAUGGAUCUUCUUGGUCAAAAGGAUAUUCACAUUUUGGAGCAUGAGAUUGGUCAUACCUUUGCCCUUGACGACUUCUACGACUGGACUCCCACUGGGCAGACCAACUUCAUCAUGCUUGCUGGUUCAUCUACCAAGGUCACAGACUUUGACGGCUGGAUGUUGAGGAACUGGUGGUACGAGCUAUCUCGGGAGCGUGGCUGGCAAUCUACUGCUUCUAGCUCUGCCUCGAAGGGUACUUCAUCUGAAAAGGCCGUUACUCCUGUCUCGUCCAAGGCUGCUAGCACCAAGAGUGCUGUUGCUAAGCCUACUACUACCACUGUUAAGCAGGCUGCUACCCAAACUGCGGCCAAGCCCGUCAAAGAGAGCGCCUCAAGCGUUACUGCAGGUGCUUACGCUCAGUGCGGUGGUGGUGCCGGUUACACUGGUCCCACCAAGUGCGCUUCUGGUCUGAAGUGCACCAAGCAUAGUGAGUGGUACUCUCAGUGCCUUUAA
This is a messenger RNA of Fusarium musae, 1125 nucleotides long. RefSeq lists its product as uncharacterized. Gene Ontology annotation, biological process: carbohydrate metabolic process. Gene Ontology annotation, molecular function: cellulose binding. Lineage: Eukaryota; Fungi; Ascomycota; Sordariomycetes; Hypocreales; Nectriaceae. The transcript is spliced from 2 exons. Gene Ontology annotation, cellular component: extracellular region. The record is from RefSeq and is a predicted model, not a curated record. The coding region runs from base 1 to 1125 and encodes 374 amino acids.